Molecule: messenger RNA, 1013 nt
Organism: Rhododendron vialii
Lineage: Eukaryota; Viridiplantae; Streptophyta; Magnoliopsida; Ericales; Ericaceae
Product: mavicyanin-like
Exons: 2
Coding region: 199-747 (182 amino acids)
Cellular component (GO): plasma membrane
Molecular function (GO): electron transfer activity
Source: RefSeq, a predicted model, not a curated record
UUUCUCAAGCAAGGCAAACUAGGAAGAGCUUGGAAAGAGACCACCCUCGGCGGAAUAAAUGCGACUAUACUACUCCGCUCCACUAGUACCCAAAAGUAAAGGAGCGUGUUUGCUUUCCCCCAUACAUUACUUGUAUUCUUCUCUCUCUCUCCGUGGGCGCACUUCUAGAGAGAGAGAGAGAGCUUCUGCGGAGAUCAGAUGGGAGGAAACUCAAAGCUGUUGAUAGCUAUGAUUGUUUUCUCGGUUGCCAUUGGAAGAGGCCAAUGGGUUGGUGCCCAAAUUCACCAUGUGGUUGGAGGUGACCGUGGGUGGGACCCCUCUUCCGACAUCCCUUUUUGGGCCUCCACCAGAAUCUUCUCCGUCGGAGAUAAAAUCUGGUUCACUUACUCGGCAGCACAGGAGAACAUCGUGGAGCUCAAAAGCAAGGAAGAGUACGAGGCGUGUGAUGUGAGCAACCCCAUUAAGAUGUACACCAACGGCUUAGAUAAUGUCCCUCUUGAAGAGGAAGGGAUUCGUUACUUCGCAAGCGGAAAGCCCGAGAGUUGCAAGAACGGGUUGAGGCUACAUGUGGAGGUACAACCUCAAGCAAAACACCACCACAUCUCUGCUGUUGUUACGUCGGAGGGCUCUGCUGGGGCCACCGCCGAUGCGCCCGCAUCCCCUUCUGCCUCAACACGUAUCAGUGGACUCUCUUAUCUACUUUUUGUUGGAAUAUUGCUUUGCCAUCUCAUCAAUCAGGGCCUGUAAUGAAGGAAAACUUUGUAAGCGAACUUUUGAAAGUUUUGCUGCAAUCCUUAAAACAUGAUUGAAACCUUCAAACCUUGUAUGCUCUAAACAGUUUCAAUGUGGGCAAAAUUAUGUAUUGUUUUGCCGCAUUACAUCGUUGUUAUGUUGGGGGUGCAAUAUAGCAUCCCAAUCCACUAAUUUGUAAGGUUUUUAUUUUUUAUUUAUCGAACUAAUGUGUAACUUUGGUUGCUACUCUUGUUGUCUGCGAUAAAGCAUUUCCGAACCCU